CCAGCAACACUGUGAGAGAAAUGAGGGGAGUCUGGAGUUAUGGAAACAAGGAGGACUCGAUAGAGAAAGUUUCUUCGAGGAUUUGGGAACUGUUGAUGGCGCUUGGAAUUGGACAACCAAUUCAGGAGAAAGUGUUGCUACGUUCGAAUUCCGAACAGCACCGGUGAAAUCAUUUAUUUCUGCGGGCCUGUGUUUGGAAGUAGAUAACAGCGGAGUAGUAACAACAUUGUGGCGAGGAAUUCCACCGCUCAUUCCGGGAACCUGAGGACGCACGAAGUUUAGUUUAGAACCUGUUGCUUGCGUGCACUUUGGAUACUAAUUUACUGACUGUGCACAAUCUGCUCGGUUCUAAGUGUGGCCUAUCAAAGACUGGAAAGUUAGAUUUGCUUUAAUCUCAUUGAGGAUUGUAGCCUAGCCUACUAUCGCGGAGCAAGUUGUAAGCUUCCAUCAAGUGCCAUGCAUAGCACUUUAUUAUCAAAUAUGAGGGAUCGGGAAAGUGUCAGAUUCAAGACAACAGCAUGAAGACAUAGACACAAAAUAACGUCAAUGCUUUCACACAAGUGGGGAAAAAACAUCACUCAAAGUAUUGAAUGCAAUUUCGCUCAAACAUGAGUUCUUCCGGCGGCAGAAAGGUAGAUAGGCUAUAUGUCGGCGUGUUUGACUUAUUUCAAUGGAACUGAAAUUCGGAAAAUAAUUUUAAGUAAUUUUCCCCAGGAACGAAUUGUUCAUCUUGCUUCAUCUUGCGACACGUUGUAAAAAUAGCGUGCACGUUGGGAGUUACGAUGCUGGUCUCUUGGGUCACAUUUAUUCAAGCGUUCCUAAUACUGAUGGUGAAAGGAGCCGACCAAUGGAGCCUCCGGGAGUCCUCUAACUGCGAGCUAAAAAGGAAACAAAGUGAUCUGAACUCUUUCCUGUGGACCAUCAAACGUAACCCUCCGUCCUACUUCUACGGCACGAUCCACGUCCCUUACACGCGCGUCUGGGACUUUAUCCCAGAGAACUCCAAGAAGGCUUUCCAGGAGAGUAACAUGGUUUACUUGGAGCUGGACCUGACGGACCCCUACACCAUCUCAGCCCUGACCAGCUGCCAGCUCCUCCCCCAGGGGGGAACCCUACAGGACGUUCUACCCAGAGACAUCUACAGACGCCUCAAGAGGCACUUGGAGUACGUCAAGCUCAUGAUGCCAUUCUGGAUGACUCCUGACCAGAGGGGUAAAGGCCUCUACGCUGACUACCUGUUUAAUGCGAUAGCGGGGAACUGGGAGAGGAAGAGGCCUGUGUGGGUGAUGUUGAUGGUGAACUCGUUGACGGAGGCGGACAUUAAGACGAGGGGGGUCCCGGUGUUGGAUCUGUACCUGGCCCAGGAGGCAGAGAGGAUGAGGAAGAGAACAGGAGCUGUGGAGAAGGUGGAGGAGCAGUGUCACCCACUCAACGGACUCAACUUCUCUCAGGUGAGUCCAUCACAAAUGGCACCCG
Messenger RNA from Oncorhynchus tshawytscha (Chinook salmon), 1476 nucleotides. Its product is annotated as TraB domain containing 2A. Gene Ontology annotation, biological process: negative regulation of Wnt signaling pathway. Lineage: Eukaryota; Metazoa; Chordata; Actinopteri; Salmoniformes; Salmonidae. The annotation marks the transcript as partial. Gene Ontology annotation, molecular function: metalloendopeptidase activity. The transcript is spliced from 2 exons. The record is from RefSeq and is a predicted model, not a curated record. Gene Ontology annotation, cellular component: membrane.